AUGCGGACCAACUUCACCGACGCACAAGACAAACGAAUUGUAGCGCUUGCACUCGAGUAUGAAUCCCAACACAAGCGAGUUGAGUGGAAGGAGGUGGCGCGGGCCAUAAGGAGUAAACAUUCUGUCCAAGCGCUUGAGAACCGGCUGCGUGCUCUGAAGCGCACGUAUGGACGUGAUCUAUCAAGAUUUCCACCGUGUUUUUUCUCCACGUCGACGCCAACAUUAUCUCACAAGCAGCAUCUUCGUCUUCUGGAGCCGAGCCAAGCCGAAAGCGCUAUUCGCGAUAUCUUAAGCAACGUUUCGGCCGCGGACGCUCGUCAACAAGCGGGAAAGACGGAUGAGAACGCAGGUGAGAUGCUGCCUGACGCUAUAUCAAGCGUGAUUCAAAUGAUUGGAGCUGUGCAUCGAGACUACGUCUUUCUUGACAUUGGUGCUGGCCUGGGGAAUGUUGCGGCGCAGUUUGCGAUUCAGACGAUUGCACGCCAAUGCUUGGAAAUCGAGAAACGACCGGAGGUUUUUCUUCGAGGUGUUCAUUGUUUGCGAGAGCAUGCACCAAGGAUGCUAUUACUCCACAAAGUGUUUUUGAGCCAAGGAGACGUUCUUGAUACGCCACUUUCGUCGCGUUUACCAUUUCAGCGUGCACCAAAAGUUUCUCUAAACGAUUUCCUGUUUGAUGAAUUAGCAAAGCUGGCCGUACAAGAGCAACUGUAUAUGAUGCUGAGAGUACGUUUGAUCGUUUCUACGUCUCGCUAUUGUCCACGCCAUCGCGAUUCCUGCCGAAGAAGAUUUUGCUCCAAGUGGAGGCUCGCGAAAAUCACGUAUGGACGGGGUAGCUGGAAGUCUCCUCCAAUCCCAAUGUACAUGUACACGACUGUCCAGCGACUGGAGAUUAUAGUGCGUUGA
Phytophthora infestans T30-4 is the source of this 903-nucleotide messenger RNA. Its product is annotated as histone methylation protein, putative. The coding region runs from base 1 to 903 and encodes 300 amino acids. Lineage: Eukaryota; Oomycota; Peronosporomycetes; Peronosporales; Peronosporaceae. Gene Ontology annotation, molecular function: histone H3K79 methyltransferase activity. The transcript has a single exon. The record is from RefSeq and is a predicted model, not a curated record.